Messenger RNA from Leptopilina heterotoma, 1398 nucleotides. RefSeq lists its product as uncharacterized. The record is from RefSeq and is a predicted model, not a curated record. The transcript has 4 exons. Bases 1 to 1398 code for a protein of 465 amino acids. Lineage: Eukaryota; Metazoa; Arthropoda; Insecta; Hymenoptera; Figitidae.
AUGGACCAUGGAAACUGCACAUUCAUCUUAGUCUCCUGGAGAACAACGACGAGAUCCAGGAGGUGUCAAAACAAAUCAACAACUAGCAGACGACAGGUUGGAAUCGAGCGAAGUGAAGGUGUAGGAGGCGUGCACAAAUCACCUGGGGCACGUCCUCCUAGAAGAUUUGCAAAUACAAGACGGUGGACAGGGACUAUCAGCGCCGCGGUGGAUAUUAGUACUUCGGAGUUUCCGCCGCGGGCCCGUUGUCCAAGCGAAGUGGGCCGCAGCUUACCAACCUCACUUGUAACUAAAUCGAGUCCAACAGUCUGGUCGAAGCCAUAUGACAUACGAGAAUUGGAAAUUGCAACCUGCACAGACACAAAAUGUCUUUGGAGUUCACCUCACACAAAAGUUCUGGAGAAUUAUGAACCAGCUCCAUUGAAAAAUCACGAAUGCUUCGCGAAUGCUUUUGAUAAAGAAUAUGAAAUAAAUAUCACAGAUGAUGAUAGGGACGAUAUCAAAAGCAUGCUAUUUAAUUGCAAUCUUGAAUCGGCUCUUUCCAAACACAUGUUCGGACGACAUUCUCCGUUACAGCAAGAAAUAGAUUUGAAUAGUAAUUCUGUUCACUGUAGUUCUUCUGAGAUCAAUGCAAUUUUUGAAAAUGCAAUAUCUGAUAUAAUGAAUAUUUUAUCUCGGGAAAAAAAUAACCUUUUAAUAAGAGACUGUUGUAAAUCUUUUUUUGAAAACCAUUUUAAUGUGACUGAUUCUGAGACUAUUUGUAACGAAACUUUGUAUGAUUUAAUGAAAUGGAAAACAGAACGUCAGUUUAGAAUUACAGGUUCUAGAUGUUACAAACUUUUCACGUACACAAGCAAUAAGAAUCCAGAUUGGAAACAUAAAUCUGUAAAUUAUUUUUUUCCUAAGCCUUUUAAGGCCACAGAGCCAAUUAAACAUGGCCUGAUAAAGGAACCAAUUGCUCGAGAAGAGUAUGAAAAAUUUAAAGGAGUAAAAGUAAUAAAAUGUGGUUUAGUAGUUCCGCCACAAAAUAAUUGGUUGGGUUACAGUCCGGACGGAAUAAUUUUUGAAAACGGAAAGCCAACAAAAUUAAUCGAAAUUAAAUGCCCUUUUUCUGGCAAAAGUAAAACGGUAGAAAAUAUUUUAAAAGAACUGAAGUAUUUACAACUUCCAGCGCGUAAACUCAAAGAAAAGCACGAAUAUUAUGCUCAAAUUCAAAUGGGCAUGGCUGUUUUGAAUGUAGAGAAAACCGAUUUUAUUAUUUUUGCUUCAUUUGAUAAGAGUUUUAUUGUAAUUACAAUAAAUUUGAAUCGGUCCUAUGUCGAGAAACUUUUACUCACUUUAAAGGAAACUUAUUUUACUCGCAUGAUCCACUACGCAUGUGAACGUGAAAAUAUGUAA